This is a messenger RNA of Sphenostylis stenocarpa, 1185 nucleotides long. Lineage: Eukaryota; Viridiplantae; Streptophyta; Magnoliopsida; Fabales; Fabaceae. The record is from the annotation of a GenBank genome assembly.
AUGGCCCCCUUUCUUUCAGGUGGUGGGUAUAGCUCGGAAGGUUGGUCCUAUAUUUUGGCCCUUCAUGGCCACAGAAAAAUGCAAUCUUUAAGGUUGGCGAUUGAGCACCAUGGUGAUCUAGAAUCUCUGGAGUUUUGGCAGGGUUUGCCACUUGAUAUGAAGAAUUUGGCACUUGAGCUGUACCAAACUCGGUGUAGAAUGAACGAGACAAUUGUAAUUUGCCAUAGUGAACCUGGUGCUUGGUUCCCUCCAAUGUUUGAAACCAACCCAUGCCCUCCAUCUUUGUACCAUCAUUUCAAGUCUGUUAUUGGCAGGACCAUGUUCGAGACUGAUAGAGUGAAUGAUGAACACGUGGAGCGCUGUAAUACAAUGGACUAUGUUUGGGUUCCUACAGAGUUUCAUAUGUCUACUUUUGUGCAAAGUGGGGUUGAUCCUUCCAAGGUGGUGAAGAUUGUUCAACCUGUUGAUGUGAAGUUCUUUGAUCCUGUGAGGUACAAGCCAUUGGAUCUUGCUUCUAGAGCAAAACUUGUCUUAGGUUCCUGUGUGAGGAAGAGUUUUGUAUUUUUAAGUAUCUUCAAAUGGGAAUAUAGAAAAGGGUGGGAUGUGUUGUUAAAAGCAUACUUGAAGGAAUUCUCAAAGGAUGACGGGGUCUCUUUGUACUUGUUAACAAAUGCUUAUCAUACUGACAACAAUUUUCGUAAGAAGAUAUUGGAUUUUGUGAAGAAUUCGGGUAUGGUAGAACCAGUUAGUGGUUGGGCUCCAGUCUAUGUUAUUGAUACUCACAUAGCAUUGAGUGACUUGCCUAGAGUUUACAGUGCUGCUGAUGCUUUUGUCCUUCCUUCCAGAGGGGAAGGAUGGGGGAGACCACUGGUGGAGGCCAUGUCAAUGGCAUUGCCGGUGAUUGCUACAAAUUGGUCUGGACCAACUGAGUAUUUAACAUAUGAUAAUAGCUAUCCACUGCCUGUGGAUAGAAUGAGUGAAGUAACAGAAGGUCCAUUCAAGGGACACCUUUGGGCUGAACCUUCCGAGGACAAACUUAAGGUUUUAAUGAGGCAGGUGAUGAGUAAUCUCCCUGAGGCUACAGCCAUUGGCAGGAAGGCAAGGGAGGACAUGAUACGGUGGUUCUCGCCUGAGAUCGUGGCCGACAUUGUUGCAGAUCACAUACAAAACAUUCUAGGUCAAUAA